Messenger RNA from Dimorphilus gyrociliatus, 1199 nucleotides. The record is from the annotation of a GenBank genome assembly. NCBI's taxonomy places the organism in Eukaryota, Metazoa, Annelida, Polychaeta, Dinophilidae.
AUUGCAGUUUUGUUAGUAUAUCUCCGGAAUAUUGACGGCAUGUAUCGAUCAUUCUGAGGUUUUACCGCAUUUAAAAUAUGGGCAAUAGGUUGGAUAAGUUGAAAACAGAUACAACAAAUGCUGGGAAUAAUUUAGCAUCUAGGAUUAACUUAAAAUUUUCGAGAAAAACGAGAGAAGAAGUGGAAGCAAAAGAAAACGAAGCGCCAGACGAGGAAGAGGCAAAGAAAGAAACUUUGGUUACACAAACUCCACCAGCGCAGGCCAAACAAACUGACACUGUCAGCGAUGAGGAUGAAGAACGGGUUGCCCACAUGCAGCAAACGAAAACUAAACGAACAAGACGAGGUGCUGUGUCAGCCGAGGUGUAUACAGAAGAGGAUGCAGCUACAUAUGUAAAAAAGGUUGUUCCCAAAGAUUAUAAAACUAUGGCUGCUCUUUCUAAAGCCAUUCAAAGAAAUGUAUUGUUCGCUCAUUUGGAUGAUACAGAGAGAAGUGAUAUAUUUGAUGCCAUGUUCCCAGUCAACAGACACUCUGAUGAAGUUAUUAUACAGCAAGGCGACGAUGGAGAUAACUUCUACAUUAUUGAUCAGGGUGAAGUUGAUAUUUAUGUUAAUGGUGAAUAUGUCAGUACAAUAGGGGAAGGUGCAAGUUUUGGAGAGUUAGCACUUAUUUACGGUACUCCUAGAGCUGCAACAGUUAAAGCAAAAAAUGAUGUUAAAUUAUGGGGAAUUGACAGAGAUUCCUAUCGACGUAUUCUUAUGGGCUCGACUAUCAGAAAGCGAAAAAUGUACGACGAAUUUCUGUCUAAGGUGUCUAUUUUAGAAAGUUUGGAUAAGUGGGAGAGAAUGACGAUUGCAGACGCGCUGGAAAAGAUUCAAUUUGAAGAUGGCCAAGAAAUCGUAAGGCAAGGCGAACCCGGUGAAGACUUUUUCAUCAUUACAGAAGGUCAAGCAAUUGUAUUGCAACGAAAAUCAGACAAUGAAGAGCCAAUUGAAGUUGGCCGAUUAGGUCCUAGCGAUUAUUUCGGCGAAAUUGCGCUUUUACUUGAUAGGCCAAGGGCAGCAACAGUAAUUGCUAAAGGGCAGUUAAAAUGCGUUCGUUUAGAUAGAUCCCGGUUCGAAAGAGUUCUGGGACCCUGUUCGGAUAUUCUGAAGAGAAAUAUAGCACAGUAUAAUAGCUAUGUUAGUUUGUCAGUUUGA